Molecule: messenger RNA, 948 nt
Organism: Suillus paluster
Lineage: Eukaryota; Fungi; Basidiomycota; Agaricomycetes; Boletales; Suillaceae
Exons: 6
Coding region: 1-948 (315 amino acids)
Cellular component (GO): membrane
Molecular function (GO): serine-type endopeptidase activity
Source: RefSeq, a predicted model, not a curated record
AUGUCGUUCGAGCAUGCUCCCGUUACCAAAGGUCUCAUGAUAGGUAGCGCAUUGACAUCAAUCAUCGGUGGCAUUUUCGAUGUCAAGCACUACUUACAUCUUCAGCUCGUGCCUCACGUGUCACGCAACCAUCAGUACUGGCGCCUCUUGCUCCAUCAUACUGCGUUCUCCAAUUCAAGUGAUCUCCUCAUUGCUGAGAUUCUGCUAUAUGGUGUUGGUGUACAUAUAGAACGUCAGUUUGGAAGUGUUAAAUUCGCGUCAUUUACCGUGGUCUCCGUCUUGCUCGCAACAAUACUGGAGUUUCUUGGUCUCAUGCUAUUCCACAAUAUGGGGAUCAAUCAGAUCCCUUCCGGUCCAUCGGCGCUACUCUUCAGCAUUAUUUAUCAGUGGUAUAGGCUGAUUCCUCCAGCGUACCAUUUUCGAAUAUUUGGAAUUGCUACGAACAAUAAAGCGUUCAUGUACAUCCUUGCCUCUCAGCUCGCUUUUGGGCACCUUCCUGGCUCAUUUGCCCCAGCGGUCGCUGGACUACUCUCUGGCUUCAUAUAUCGCUCAGAACUUGUUAAUAUUAAAAGCUGGCGGCUGUCACAUUCUAUAAUCCGCUUUAGUACGCGUUUCUUACUUCCAUUGGUGGGCUCUACUCGUGCACCACGACGGUCUACCCGUGCCCGUCCCGAAACAACUCGUCAAACGUCGAGCCCCGAAGUUGGGAAUGAAGAAAUCAUUACCACUGCCCCUCCCUCGACAGGCACAGAAGAAACUGGAGGCUCCGUUAUGCGGGAAUGGGUUAAUGAACUCACCGGGAGGAACGAGCAAGGCACCACAGGGGUCCGUGUUCCAAGUGAUGCUGAGAUUACUCAUUUGACAACGAUGUUCCCCAACGUGCAACGGGCCGUUAUCGUAGGGGCGUUACAGAGGAGGUUAGCUUUCCUAUUAUUCCACGAGAUAUAG